Aspergillus alliaceus is the source of this 615-nucleotide messenger RNA. Its product is annotated as Tetratricopeptide repeat-domain-containing protein. NCBI's taxonomy places the organism in Eukaryota, Fungi, Ascomycota, Eurotiomycetes, Eurotiales, Aspergillaceae. Gene Ontology annotation, molecular function: protein binding. Bases 1 to 615 code for a protein of 204 amino acids. The record is from RefSeq and is a predicted model, not a curated record. The transcript has 3 exons.
AUGAACGGCGGUGAACUUAUACUAGAGACCCGGAAACCGGUACUGGGGCCAGGGCACCCCGAUACCCUAACCAGUAUGGCCAACCUAGCAUCCACAUACCGGAAACAAGGACGAUGGAAAGAAGUAAAAGAGCUGGACGUGCAAGCACUGAAUACCCGGAAGCAGGUGUUGGGGCCAGAGCAUCCCGAUACUCUAACCAGUAUGGCCAACCUGGCGUUAACAUACUGGAAUCAAGGACGAUGGAAGGAAGCAGAAGAGCUGAACCUUCCCGAUACUCUAGACAGCAUGCACAAUGUUGCUUUUACCUUGAAAUCCCAAGGGAAGAUUCACCCUGCCUUGGCUUUAAUGGAACAGUGUGUUGAGCUCCAUAACAGGGCAUUAGGCCCUGAUCACCCAGCCUCCACAUCCUCAUCUCGGUCCCUCAGGGAGUGGAAGAAAAUGGACGAUAAACAAAGUCAAGACCUUCAACCUCAAGAGACCUCUACAGAAUUCUCACCAGUAUUGGUGAUCACAAAAGCACCUGAUGAAGAACACAUUACCCUGCGUCAAACCAGGAGCGAUCAACAACUCCUAUCAAACAGUUUCUUGAAAACUAUCCCCUCCGAGACCUUAUAG